GAGGGGCGUGGCCAGCAGCUAGCGGUCCCCAUGGCAACGCUGCGGACGCCCCGUACAUACGGCGGCCGGCCGGGGUCCCGUUCCCUUCCGGUGCAGGCUCCGCGCCCCCACUCCCCGGCGGCGCUGCCGCCAUGUUAGCCGACGAGCAAGAGGAGGCGGAUUUCCAGCGGUUCCUCCGUCGCGUGGACGACAUCACCAAUUUAGUCGAAGGCUUGAAGUCCACAGACCCAGCUAUCCAGGAAAAAGCCCUUGCUGAGACAGAGAAAAGGCUCUGUGAUGAAGAGGCUAGCGAGGAGGAAGAAUGCAAGACGAAGGUGAACAGAACAGCGAUCAACACACGACCUUCUGGCAUGGAAAAUGUGGAGACAGUGAACUCAGAUGGCUUUCUAGCAGUUUUGGAAAAGGAUGCGAGAGAGCGUGCUAAACGAAGGAAGAGAAAUGAACAUUUAGCAAACGCUCUGAAAGAGAAAGGAAAUGAUGCCUUCAGGAAAGGAGACUAUGUCACAGCCAUUCAGAAAUACACUGAAGGCCUAGAAAAACUGAAGGACAAGCAGGAACUUUACACAAACAGAGCACAGGCCUACAUGAAGAUGCAUGAGUAUGAAAAAGCCAUUGGUGACUGUGAAUGGGCUUUAAAGUGCAAUGAAAAAUGUAUUAAAGCCUAUUUUCAAAUGGGUAAAGCUCACCUGGCACUGAAGCACUUCAGUGAGUCCAGGCAGUGCUAUCAGAAGAUCUUAGAAAUUGAUCCCCGAAAAGAAAGCCUGUUUAAAAAUUGCAUGAAUGAAUUAAACUUGGAGGAAAAAAGAAUGAACGAGGAAGAGAGAGCAUUGAAGGAAUUUCAGUCUGGCAAGUUUACAGCUUUAUCAGUAAAAGAACUGCUGCACAAACUUGAUAGGCCUGACCAGAACAUUCUCUACUAUACAGGAGGGAUCAAAGUUUUGACAGGAGCCAUCAGAGACUGCACUGAGCAGACUUUAUUUAGAACAAAUGAUGGAUUCAGUAUCAUCAAUGACAACAAGGUCAUAAGACAGGGCUUCUGUGCAGAGAGGAAAGAUGCUGCUGAAGUGGAGCUAUCUGUUUCCCUUGUCUUCCUUUGGCAAGCUGUCUGCACUGGGAAUGAGGAAAAUCAGCGUCUUCUAUUAACUCACCCUGACAUGAAUGUACAGCUGUCCAAAUUGCUUUCUUCUGGGGUACCAGAGAUCCAGAAGGAGACCUUGGCACUAAUCUCCCUCUACUCAGAGACUGAGAAUGGGAGGAGACUGCUGGUCAGGCACCAGGACCUAACCAAGUGGCUACAGGUUUUGAUGAUGUUUGUCAACAGCCCUGAUGCCAGGGCUAGCAGAGCCAUGAACAUACUGACUGAUCUAACCAAAGAGGAAAAUUUCAAAACCCAGUGUCGCAUGAAGUUUUCCACAGAUGUUUUACCUUUAUUCAGCCAGUUGCUGACCUCUGCCAAGCUGGUGAACUGGACAGCCCUUGCCCAUUGUAUUGGCAUCAUGGGGGAUCUGUGCGCAGAUGUAGUCAUGCGAAAGCAGAUGGCUGAUUGCCAAGAGUGCUGGCAGGCCUGCUUAAAGCUUGUGGAUGAAUGUCUUGGUGGCAGUGCACCCAAAUACCAUGAGUGCUUGUUUGCAGUGCUGGGCCUAAUAAUGAACUUACUGCUUGAAUCAAAUGAAGCCAUCCAGUAUUUUGCUGUGGAUGUAAGCAGGAGAUGCAUGCCUCUCCUCAGCAGUAAGGAUGGAAGGAUUGUGACAAGAGCCAUUGGAGUGCUCAGUCGCAUCCUGCCAGCAUCCUCCUUGGCAAUAGAAGAAGUAGUGAAAGGAGGAGUGGUGAAGAAAAUGAUCAAAUUCCUGAAAGCUGGAGGACAGAUCACAUCCAGUUAUGCUGUGAAGACCCUUUGCAUCUGCACAAAAAGUAACAGUCAAGCUCAAGAAGAGGUGGUGAAGUCAGAUAAAAGUGCCUCCAGAAAUGAAGAGCAUGGCAGUGAACUGUUAGACCAGAACUUUCCUGGAGAAGCCCAACUGAGAGCUGAGAGCAGCCCAGUGACCAGUGAAGUGCUUUCCAUUACAGAAGAUAAUUUAGACGAGGUGACCUUUGAUUUUCAGACUCCAGCAGUUGACUCUACCACUGAAGUGACAGCUGACUUCAUUCCUGUGCAAACAGAGGAAGCUGCGAAAUUAUCGGCUGUGGUGCCUAAAGGAUUGGCUAGACAUCUGGGGGGUGCUUAUCAAUUGCAGAAAGAAGCAGCAGCUUUAAAAUUCCAGGAUGGAGGCACAUUUCCUAGCAGGCUUUUGAGUAGCCCAGGCCUCCCUAUCUCAAGGCAAGGAUCACAGUCAACCAGGCACCAGGAGCAGCCAAGCAAGUCAUUACCAGGUAAACCAGAAAGAGAAAAUAAUACUGAGCCCAGUAUUAAACCUCCCAGCUCUGGUGCUGGUUUGCCCCAGCCCAGUCACAGUGGGGGUAUGCGUCAAGAUUCUCUGGAGUUUGCAGCUGUCUUUUCUAUUCCUGCUAUCAAGCAGACAGAGGUGCCAAGUCCUAAAAUGUCUCUUUUGACUUCAACAGUCAAUUUCCAUACUCCAAGAAAAGAAGCAGCAGGCUCUCCAUUUUCUAGCACAGUUAAGAUGGCUCUUGAAAGUGCUAGGGUGGAUUGGUUACCAACAUUAACGCCUUCAGCUAGCAAAAGGCUGAAAGACACAAAUGUAGAAGGCCAGCCUGAUAGCAAAGCUGGUGUCACACCUGCAUCCCUGAAGAAGAUUCAAAUUGUGGAUGCUAGAGUUACAACUCCUGCAUUCUUUCAAAAGCCAGCCUCAGGGAACCUUGAUGCAGUCUACUCUAGAAUGAUGCAAUCAACUGCUGUCCAGUUUUCCCCUACUUUCUCUCUGAAGGAAGAAACAACAGACAGUAAAGCCAGAAACUCAAAAGCAGCUGAAAUGAAGGGCUCUAGAUCCCCAAGCCAGCUGCCUGCUCUCCAGACACUCCCACAGGGCAAUGUACACUCUUCAUUAUUGAUGCCUCUGGAAACACUAGUUAAUAGUGUCUUAAUUCAAUCUUCAUUUCAAGGGCCCAGGAAAACAACUGAUAGAUCACAGUCCUUCUCUUUGUCCCAGACUCUGAACUGUACUAAACAUGUUUCUCAAGGAACCAAGAGCAGCUCUCAAAGUGGAGUGCUAGUUUUGCAAGGUGAUGCUAAUCAUCAGACAAUUACUAGGAAACCUGAAACAGCUGGAUCCCCUUCUGCUAACUCAUUCCCAUUAAGCCAGUCACAGAUGUCAGAGUUAAAAUUUUCCCAAACUACUAGAGAGAGAGGAGUAACACCUGCCUUCUUUCCAGGUACAUCUACUUUUGUGAAUGCAGGCCUUCAGCCUCUAAGCACAUUUGAUUCUGUUCAUGCAGGACAUCAGCCACCAGCUACAUCUGCUCCUGUUUAUGCUGGAUUGCAGCUAAGGGGCGUCUCUACUUCUGCCAAGGAGGGAUUUCAUGUACAGAUUUCAUCUGCUUUUACUAGUUCUGGGUCUCAGAUUCAAGCCACUUCUACCCAUCCUGGAUCUCAGGAAACCUUCCCUAUGAAGCUACAUAUGAGCACGGUGAAAGACUCCAAGGGAAAGACAAGUCUGUCGCAUCAGAUAGAUAAGGCUGGUUCUCCCGAGCUGGGUCCACAAGCUAGCACAACCUCCAGCCCCCCUGGAUUGUAUGAUGACAGUAACCAGAAAGUUUCUCUUCAUGGCUUUAUUUCUUCAGCCUCACAGAACCAGCAACCUGGCAGCCUAGAAUCUUUUCCUCCAAAAUUGGCCUUGCUCCACACACAAGGAAGGCAGCCCAGCUCAACAACAGCACAUCCUGAACCGGUGGUGCCCAGUGGCUCUCAUGAGAUCCUGGCACAUGUGGCACAAGCACUAGUUCAGCAGUCUGGUAUGCUGGAUGAUACAGCUGCCAAAAACCUCAGUGACUUUAGAGUCAAUCAACUUACAGUCCUACCAUCAUCCCAGUAUUUGUCUUUUCUGCUUAGAAACAGUAAUGGCAUAAUGUGCUUGCAGCCCAUGCAAGACUCUGCUCUGCCUACAGGAUUCCCAAACACCAGUAUUGGGACUCUGGUUUCCAUUCAACAAAUGCUGGCAGCAUCCAAUUCUUCAGCAUUAGAUCUUGUAAACUUAAAAAAUCUGAAUCUUUCUAGCUUAAUUCUGGUUAAGCCUGUAUUUAUCCUUUUGCCUACUGAGACACCAGAGUUCCAGAUACCGCGUUCUCCUGAAGGUGAGGAUGACCACAAAACUGUGUUAUCUUUUACUAACAAGCAAGAUCUGAAUUUGGUUACUCCUGAAAGCAGCCACAAUAUUCCAAUGAAAACUAGUUCCUCUUAUUCCACUAGUAAGCCUUUGAGGCCUGAAACUACACUCUCUGCUGCUUCUAACCAGUCAGUAGAGAAAAUAGAAGUAAUUUCUCAGCCAGUGGUGAUUAAUACAAAUUCUACAGCCAGUACUAGUUUAUUUCAAGCUGUGACCUCAAUAUCAAAUCACUUGCUGCAUCCACUGACAAGGGUUAGCACUACAGUGCAGGCCACCCAUCUGCAUGGUCUGCCUGAAGAGAUUCAGUUAUCUGCUCCCUAUUCCCAAGACAGCAGAGAGACUGAUAUCCUUUUGCUUAAUGGAGGGUUUGCAGAGCCUCUCACCUCUGCUGUGCCACCAUUAGUGUUGUCUACACAGCAUAGCCCCUCUCUCUCCCCAAAAGUAUUUUUCACAGCUGAAAAGCCAAGCUCUUCUGUAAUUUCUUUACUGUCAGCAAAGAGACUCCCUGCUUCUGGAACACCAGCCCAACCUCUGUUUACUGUGGGAAGGACUGUGGAUCACUGUCAGCACAGUAUAAAACUAAUGCUGCAAACAACCAGCCUUCACCAAGGCGUAGUGACUACAUCUUCCUCCAUCAAUACACAGCGCACAAGUUGUUUGAACUUGCGCUCAGCUGGAACCAUAAAACACCCAUUGAAGAUGUCUACAAACAUCGUGCCUUUACAGUCUGCUUCACAAAGUGUCCCAAGCAUGGCAUCACUUCAAAGACUGCCAGCACAAGUACAGUUUGUGCCCAGCACACUGCCAGCUUUCUCAGCGCUUUCACCUGGUAACAACUACAACGAUUCAGCAGCAGGAAGCAGUGCCCGUUCAGGAGGAGUCACUGCGCAUGCUACAGUGGUACAAACACCCACCACUUCUAUAAAACCUCAUCUUACUAAACACUUGGUAUUUACUCCUACUGUGCCUAAGUCCUUUGUGGUCACAGAGAGACCAACAGUAGCACCCGUGCUUGAUCCAUUUUUAACCAAGGUCCAAGCAAAAACAGCUGUUUCUGGGAAACUGUUGGCUGCAGUUACGCACACAGGGAUACAUGCCAAGUCUCCUGCAAGCCUACCUUCAUCUGUGUCAACAGAUGCCCCCCUGCCAUCAGCUCUGAAAUAUGAGCAAACUAGUCUAGCACCUACUAAAUUGCUCUCACGCACCAGCGUGGGAGAAAAUGCAAAACCAACUCAAAUCAGCACAAGUGCAAGAAAAAUAGGAGCUAGUGCACUUUUGGGAACAAGCGUGUCUCUGCCAGCCAUGUUUAACACAAGGACACAGCAACCCUCCGCAGCAGUUCUUGGCAGUAAGGUUGCUUUAACUCUGGUACAACCAUCUGUGCCUGCAGGAUCUGUUGCUCUUGAGAGAGAGCCUAAAUUAACACCAAGCACAUUACAAUCUCCCUCAGCAACGACUUUCCUCUUUACAGCUAAGAAUGAUCAUACGACUGCUUCAGUUACAAAAAAAAAAGUAUUUCUUCUGCCAGUGUCAACUAUCAGAUCUGAUCCAUACAUGGUUCUUCCUACAGCUGCCAAGGUGAACAAAGCAACUGUGGUCUCCCCAUCAAUAGGGAAGAGUGAUGGUGUGUUAAUGAAAGAGGAAUAUUCAGCAGCAACUGGCCGGCUGCCCAUUCAGGCACCUGUAUUUUCAUCACAUCAGGCAUCAGCAAGUCUACAGAGUCACCCUUUGGAGAAAAUAUUAUUGGUAGAUAAUACUGAACAACAGCCUGGUCAUUCAAAUCCUGACACUGGAUUCAUGCAGGUCACUGGGUCAUCUACAACAAAAGUUGUAAACAAGGUUAUAUAUCAGUCACCUGACUUAAAUGCAGUAGCUGUCAAUGAUGCUGAGAUGCUUCUAAACCAGUUCCUUCCAAGCCCGCAAAGCCCCUCAUAUUCUUCUCGGAUUCUGGUAGCACUUACACCAGAGAGAAAUUCCCUGCCAGAUGUUAUGAACACUGGACAGUCUGAGAAGCCGUUCUUGAAUGCAGAAACAGAGGAGAUGUUUAAAACAAAUGAAGUGACUGAAGAAGCAGCUGAAGGCUUGGUAACCGUCUUGACACUGCUGGAUUCUGAGCCCAGACUACUGCUGAGUGAAUCACGCCAGAGAAGUGUUUUGCAGUCAGAUGAUGUCCUUCUGAAUGGCCAUGCAGUUGUGACUGAUGUCUGUGGCUCUGAUAACUACACUGUACAGAUGAGCCUGCGCCCUGCCAGAGAAGCAAGCUCUGAGGUCCGUGGGUCACUGCUUUCCCAGGAGACUUUCCUGGCUUUAAUCACUCUGCAGAGUAACAGCAGCCACCCUGUGCUACAAAUCCGGUCAUGCUGUGUGACCCCUACCACCAUGCCAGAGGGACCAGAUGCCACAUGCUGUUUGUUCCACAGGUUGCCAUCUGAAUGCAGACAUAUCCAGUUACUGCAGAGCAGUCAGUCCAGAGCUGCUAGUUUCGCCAUCCAGGUGUUCCAGAUGCUGAAUCACUCAGUGGCCUAUUUGCACUGUGAGCUUAAUGUCUGUCUGCAUGGCAAAACAGGGUGUGAACAGGACUGCUUUGAAAGUGUGGAGAUGCUUCCCCCACCAAGUGAUAGGAACAGCUAUGGAAACCUGCACAAUCUGAUCUCAUUUGGUCCAAUUUUGAGAACGAAGAACAGGUUUCUGUAUAAACCUGUGGAAGGUCCUGAUUCUGCUAUGUUGGUACCUGUUCUGCUGGGAUCCCUUACUGGUUUUGCUGUCUUGGGUGGUGCUUUCCUCAGCCUCUGGCUGCAUCACAGACGGAGCACCAAAAACCUUGGUUAUCCACCACUUGGGGAGAUCCAAGGCCUGUGAACUAUGAGCAGCUGACUGCUCCUGCAGGUUGCACGCCACCACUACACUGAUCAGAAAAGCACUUGAUUUUGUUUUGCACACUGUAUUGCUUUUAUAGAGCUUCUGCUGACCCAGGGAGCAAGGGAUCCAAUCUCUGCUUUAAGCACAUCUCUCCCUUCUUUCCUUCUGCAGGAGAGAGUCCAAAACCUGCAGAGUAGAGAGAGGGCUGUAGUAGGGGUACAGCUGUAAAGGAGACGAGAACUUAGAAUGCUAUAUCUGCACAGCAGCAGCACCCAGUCUACUCACAGAAAUGGGAAACCAGACAGGAAAUCAAAGUGCAGAAGAGAGAUGUAAAAUAAAACACUGUAAAGUACAGCCAAGACAUCAAGGAAAAUGAAUGGCUAUGAAAAAAUAACAAAACCUGAGAUUGCUAUUUGGAAAUGUGGUCAAGGGUCCAAGAACUCCAGACAUCCAACCACUCAGCUUGUCAGCUUUUCUCAUGUCUAAGAUGCUGAGUUCCCUUUAUUCUUUUGCUUCACUCAUUACAGUGUUUUCUUGCUUUCAGUGGAAGCAAGUUUCCAGUAGCUGCCUGUUGGUAAAAUCCAAAUAGUGGGUGAAAGUUAAGAAUUCAGGAGUUUUCUCUACAAGCCUGAAUUUCAGAGCACACAGAAAAGAACUUGCCACAUCCAAAUCCUAGGCCUAGUUUCUUUGCCACUGUUGUCAGAACAGCAGACAGUGGAGGGGCAGUUGCCAGGGCAGCUUAUGUCAAAUGCAACAAAAGUACCUUGCACCUCUAUCUCGAUCAGCUUUCCUCCAAGAAUUUCUUCAGAUCUGAUAAGCAGCUAAAAAUCCUAGGUCAAGAUUCAGUGACAAUUUACUAUUCAGAAAUAGUAAUUAUCUGCACUGCAGUAGUGCUAAAGGAAAUGGUAGCACAUGGUAUUUGACGUGGACUUGCCUACAUAGAAUGAAAAUGUCUCUGUGCUAAAUCAUUCAUGAUCUCCGUGUGAGAGGCUGAAUCAGAAGACUCCGGAGGACACCAGAUAUGCCCCCUUCUGCUACCUCACUUCUUGAGAGAAUCCUCUUCAACCCCUCUGACCCAUCUCCAACCACAGGAUGGCCCAAGACCCACCUGGCAGAGAGCUCUGGCAUUUCGCUGGUUGUGCAGUGAUGUGUUCAGAUGUAACUCUGACGGCUCUGGUACAAGAGUGAGGUUCUUCCUCCAGCAUGAAUGUGAGAAGCUGUUCCUUCAACUCUCCCCGCCAAGUGUAGGGUGUAGGAGCCUUUGGCUUACAGGCUUGCCUCCCACUGUAGAUUGAAUGGGGGAUCCAGUAUCCUGCCUUGCAUGGUGAAGGUAGGAUUGGUAUCUUGGCAAUAUGGCCUUGCUAUUCUCUGCCUUCAGAUUUUGAAGGAAACAUUCCAGAUUUUUGGUACAUCAGAAAGAUUUUCUUCCUCUGGCUGCCUACAGGAGAUGAGGUUUAUAAUAUUAUGAAGGGAUAUAAUUGACUUUGCUUUCAAAGGAACCAUUUUCCUUGGGGAAAUGGAUGAUGUUACUUUCGGAAAAAGUUGAAAAGGUUCAUUAACCGCUGCCUGAUAACAUCCAAAUAGUCUGCCUUGAUAAGGUAAAAGAAAAAUUUUUCUCCUACUAAUUUCAUUUUGAUUUUUAUAUUAACUAAAAAUAUUCAUGUAUAAUGUAUUUGAACUGUUUCUCAUGAUGUUUUGACAUUGAAGUGAAAUCUUUAGAUAUUAUAAAAAUGAAUGGGUUAUAUUAAAAUAAUUCUCUUAGCUUUUGCCAUGGGUGGAGUAAAGAGCUGUGCAGGUAAUGAUUUGAAAUGCUGGAGAAGUUUUGUUUUGCAGGGAGCUUAAAAAUGUACCUUUUCAUUCUAUUUUUUGUAACAAAAAACAAGUUUGAGGUACCUAGAAAUACUUUGAGAAUGGAAAUAGUUUUUGCCCACCUUCUGUGUCUUCCUGGUUGUGGUGGCUACCUUCCAGAGUCAGCUUAUGAGGCAGGCUUUCAAAGGCAUGGAGAAGGAAGGGGACAGAAACAGUGGGAUUGGAGGCUGCCGUAAGUGACAUGAAGGAAUUGUGAAGCCUGUCCCCAUCAUACAAUAUGGGGCAAAUCCUCCAUUAAGUGGUGCAAAUAGCUCCUUAGUGACCCUCCUUCCUUUCCACAGUUAAAUCUCCGCAAGGGACUGCUCAUGUGAUAUGGAGAUUGCAGACACAUCAGCUAUAUUGUUUGAGAUGGACUCCCAGGUUAGUUCUCGUUCAUGCAUGAUGAUCAUUUUCAUGAGAACGGAGCACUGUGCACAGAGAGCAUCCACAGAAUUGCCCUUCAAGUGAUGGGAGAAUAUCAUUCACUAAAUACAUUCCCUGUUCUUUUUUUCAGCCAUCAUAGUAUUUCUCUUCCAAAGAGCUGAACCCAUCUGUUUAGCUUUUAAGCCCAUCUUGGAAGUCCAGAGUUGUUUCCCAAUGUUGGCUGCUAAAUGUGCCCUGUCUCCAGUCCAGAUUCCUUCAUAGUAAAACUUGUAAUGCUUUGGAAGUACUUAAAUGUUGUUUCCUUAUAGAUUGUCCUUUCGAAGCAAGUGUGUUUUUAAUUUGCUUAACUGCAGUUGAGUCACAGUGAGCAGUCUCCAAAGCUGCUCAGAGAGUUCAUGUUGUGUAGUGAGUGUCCCUUCUUUUAGGCUCUGUAGAAGGGGGAGGCUGGGAGCUUGGUGGUCCAAACAGCCUCCUGACUGCCAGAUGGGUGCUGGGGGCUUUCAGGGUGUGGUGGGCAGGAGAAGCCCCAGACCUGGGUUUUAGAGAGAGACAAGGAAGGAAGGAGCUUCUGGAAAAGUUACUGAGAGCUGUUUUGCUUCAUCUUUGGGUGAAAGGUUAAAAUUACCUUUUUUCUGCUGGCAGUGACUCCCGCCUGGGGGGAGGUCAGGUGCUUUCUCUGGGGACAGGCCUAGUUAACACCAGCUGCGCUGACCAUGGGGGUGCCCAGGGCUCCUGUGCACAGAGCAGGACUCAGACCAGCGCAGCCAUUGCUGUUAUCCUGCACCCCGCUACAGAAACAGCGCUCCUUACAGCUGGUCGCAAGCAGUGGGCUCUUUGUAGCAAAUCGGAAGCUUCUCUAAUUAACAUGUCAUACUUUUCAUACUCAAACAGCUUGGUAGUCUCUUGCUGAGACUUAAGCUGUUUAGCUGUUGUUAAGCUGUCAGAGGCAUAACAUUAAAGAACUGCGAGGCAUCGACAGAUAGCUCUCCCUUGGUGUGACAUUUUUACUCCAAUAUCGCUUUGAAGCUAUUUUUCUUAGCAGUGAUGCUUGAAAUUCUGCAAAAUGAUGGAUGUGACUGGCAGCAGGAGUAUCAGUCUCGCCGUAGUGGUAAUGCCUUAAAAAUUAAAAUCAGCAACAAGAAACCCCAAAACCUCAACAGUAACUGCAGUAAGGCCAGGGUGGGUUUUUGUUGAUCUGUCUUUUCAAGGGCCCAAAUUUGUGACAUAAACCUCUGCAGUUCAUUUUACUCCCUUUAAUCUCUGAAUAGCAGACAAAGAAAAGUGAGGCAGGGAGGACUGACUUGCACCAGCUGUGCACAGUUCAACAACAAGCUUCACAGUUGUGUUCAUCAGCAGGCUGGGCUGUAUGGAGGCACAGUGAAAAGUAACAGCAUUUAUACCGCAAUGUAAGGGUCAGGGUCAGAUCCAAGGCUGGCAUAGUUGGGUCUGCUGCCCUUUGGAAAGAAUCUGCAUCUGCUUUAGGCCAAAAGGCCUGCUGCCAUGAGACUCAAAUGUGGACACUGAUGCAUCCUGGUUUUAGUGGUAAAGCAGGCAAAACAGAUCGGUGGAGCACAGGAGACCUUGCAAAUUGUUGUGUGAAUAACCAUGAUCCAUGUCCAUCAAUCGCAGCAAAAGCUUUGCUUCCCUUUUCCUUCACUUCCCCACACUUUGCUCCCUACGUGUUCACUUCUUUGCUGGUGUCUCUGUGUUCCUAUAUGUGAUGGUAUUUGUGAGGGGAAUAAUUGAAAAGCAACUGGGGAACAUGCUGAUGUGGCAUGGAAGACUGAAGAACUUUUUUCUCUUGUAAUAUCAGUACUUGUUUUUUAAUGUAUUUGAUCUUGAUGUCAGAUAAUAUCACAUCUUUUCUUGCAUACUUCUUCCUCUCCUCAGAAACAGUAAUGUUACAGUACUGUUUGGUUUUCAACAAGUUAAAUCAAAAGCUUUAAGAUACCAGAUUCUCCCAUAAAUGCUGAGCGAGGACAGGUAUUAAAGUUUUAAUUAUUCGGUAAUGAUUAUGUCACCUUGGGUUUUAUGCUUGAUAUUUAUGUCCAGCUGUGAAAGUUCUGCAACUGAAAUAUAGAAAGCAGAUUGUGUACGUCUUCAGAAAUCAGGACUCAGCUGUGAGUCCUGAGCUUUUGCAAAACUUCUGGCUUUACUGUGUCAGUGACUACCAACUGCUUGUCAGAUAGAAAUAAUGACAGAUAUUCUCAACCCUCACUUUGUGUAGACAGAAAACUUGGGUGUGGGCAUGGAUUUGUUUUUCACACAAGGCAGCCUAUAUCCUGUUUUGAGGAUCUUAACAUGGUAACAUAAAUGUUAAUAACAACGAUACAGGUCUUCAGACACAGCUUGUAUAAUUCAGGACACUGGUUAUCUCAUGAUCUGAUUAAUUUUACCCAGUACAAUAAUGUCAGUUACUUGCAUGAAACAAACAGGAUGCCCCAAAUCAGGGAAUUAACCUAGAAUAAGCCUCCUCUUUAAAAUUUGCAAAGAUAAAAACAAAAACAAAACAAAGAAGUCCACCAUUCAAGUUUUAGUCCUGUUGGAACAUUGAUCAUACAGUAUGUGUUGCUUGGUAACCAGUCCUGAGUAAAACAAAGAGGAUAGUCGGAAGAGUCCUCCCUGGAAUAAUAAUAUCUUGCAAUUAUGGCCAUCAGAAAGAAAAAACUGUCACAAGGAAGCAGUGUUCAGCUGCUCCCUCUAAUCUAGGGAGGAUCCUCAAAUGCCCAUUUCACAACAAAGAGUAAGAUUUUAUUAUUAUAAUUUUUUUUCCCCAAUUCACUGCUGCUGUGCAGAUUUCUCCAUUUGAAGCUCUGGUCCUAAAGCUGCUUUCAUAUGCCUGAUUUGUUCAGAGAUAAUCUGUUCUUCAGAUGUUCUGCAAAAUGGCAGCUGUGGGCAUUAUCCAGUAGAGGAGAGAGGACUGUCUGGAUGGCAUACUUCAGACACGUGAACCUUUUAUGUACAUCUUUCUCUCAACUUUCCCCAGCUGAAUCAAAACAGCUAAAUUGAAUGUUUCCACUGCUUAAUAUCACGUGAAAUAUUUACACAGGAAAAAAAAAAAACUAAUUGUCACAUAAUUCAGCAGCUCAUUUCCAUCAUCACUCUGACAGAAAAACAAAACUCAGCUUUGUAUGUCAUAGAACGUUCUCUAGAGGAGCUUAAUUAAAUUUAUAUUGAAAAUAACAGGGGAUUAAGAAGGCACAAGAGAAAUACAUUCCUCUUGCAGAGCAUAACUGAGGUGGUAAAAGCACUUUUCAGAGAAAAUUACCUGUUUGCUGCUCAGUUUCUAUAGAAAUUAAAUGAGUCUUUACAAACUCUGGAUAAGUGCAUUCCAGCCCCCGUCUUGUGACUGUGCAACUUGCCACUUGUUAUUUAUAAAAUUAAUCGUAGGUCUCCAUCCCCCUUUUCCCUUAUUCAAAUACAUUUAAGUCUUUUGUCCCUGCUGAUAAAUAUACUGAUGGUUAUAUCAUGUUCUUAACCAAGAACUGCCAAAGUUGACAGCCAAGGCAGCGCAUGUCAGCUGCGUCUUUUGAAGGAAGCAGUAACAGGACAUGAAUCUUCUAAAUGGCUCAUUUCUUGAGUGCUCUGUUUAGACUCUUUAAAAAGACCCAGAUUAUUGAGCCCUAGACCUCAUGAAACUCAUGUCUUUAAGGUAUCCAGAGUUGCUUGGGAAAAUAUAGUGUAGUGUUCCUUGCUUUGCCCCUGCCCUUGUCUGGGAAGGCACAUGUGAAUGCUUCUCCAGCACAAGAUGUUUUUCUCUUGUUAGCAUUAGCAGUCUUUCUCUGGUGAGACUUGAGUGAAUUGCCUCUAGCCUUGAGCUGCAGGGAUAGCUCUGAAUCUACAAUCUGUUGUUGUCUACAACAUCCCAAAAUCAGUGUGAAAGGCAGUCAUACUUGCCAAGGGUCUAGUCUUGCCCCUGUUUGGGGCAUGUGAGAUGUACAGUACCUUCAAUAGUGGAUUCCUGGCACUCUGAGUAUAUGUGUAGAAAUAACAUUAAAAUGAUAAAACUACAACCCUGAAGCAGCAGCUGUGUGACAAUGAAGGGGCCAUUUCAGAGGUCUAAAAUAAUCUUUGUGACCUCUAGAAAUUUGAGGUAAUGUGGGAUGAUGAUCACAAUGAUUAAUUAGAAAAUGUCAGAUGCAUUAGAUCGUGUUCUCACUUAAAAGGCAGUCUUGUUCUGUUUCGCAUGGGGUACAUGCAGAUAAUAAAAUUCUGCUCCAGCUCAGGAGGGCUCAGUGCCUUGGCUGAAUGUUUCACGUUAAUCCCUGUGUUGCUUUUCUGAUUUUCUGCACUGUUAAUUCUUCCGUUGCAGCUGCAAUGUAGUGACUGCAUACAGUGAAAUAAAAAGUAGAAGAGGCCUUCUCAAUACCUGAAAAAAGGGUGUCCCUGCAGUAGCGUUGGGAAGUUCACUCAUCUAAUAAUAUUUGUAAAAGACUCAGAGAUUUGAAGAUGGAAAGCAGAAAGGAAGUGCCGGGUUUUAUUUUGCAUCAGUCUUGUGUAGGCUAAACUUUCCCCAUUUCUCUUUGGUCUGAGGUUCUUGGAUCGAAAGGACUUUUCCUGUGUAGAAGAUAAAGUGCCAUUGGCAAACAAGGCUGUGCAAAACACACCUGUCAGUGCUCUCCACUGGCAGGGCUCCCUGUGCUGUCAUUAUUUCUCAUAACAGGCCUGACUCAAAAGGAACAUCUCUCUUUCUCCAAGGCUAAGACUCCAGGCUAGUUUGUUAGAGUUUCAGUUUGAUUUGGAUAGGGAGUGGUUAGGAUAGGUGCUGCUUUUCCCUACUGGUCACAGUCUGCAAGAAAGAUUUCCAGCAGCCCAGAGCCUGGCAGCCUUUGGAUCCAGGGCUCUAGACAGCAGCAUAGCAAAGUGCUACAAUCCUCCAGUCUGGAUGAAAUCUGAAAAAGGGAAGGGAAUCACUCUGUGCCUACUGCCGAACAGCCCUGGAUUACCCAGAAAACUCUUGUGCAAAGCCCACAGGCAGAUGAAUAGAGAAUUUGCUAGGUACUUUGCUCGUAUUUGCCUGAGGAACGUAACCCCCAGCAGCUUCCUUCUGCAAUGGGCAUUUCAUGUCAGGGAAUUGCACGGGGUGUAUUUACUCCUUGCCUCCUAAUGUGAUGACUCAGGAGUGCUGCCCCAAACACACAACUUUGUAAUUCAGGUCCGGCACCAGGACCUGUCUUCCCAAUGUCCUGUCAUCAUCUUGUUUCAUUUUUGAAGACGUUCAUAACAAAGACACAAAAGAAUGAAAGGAUUUUGGUGUUUCUUGCCCUUCAGAUGAUGCCAUUUUACUGCAUAGUCUGGUAGGAGGACAGUCCAGAGUGGGAGAGAAUGAAAAACCUUUGCUCAAGUACAGAUAUCUGCAUUUAGCUCAUGGAAGACAGGGGAAUUUCACGCUCUGGGAGGGAAUCAAAGAGCUCUUGUCCUUUCUCAGCACUAAUCCAUUUCUGCUAUUACCUGCAUGCCCAGUCACAUCUCACUUGCAGAAUGAUCUCUUCUGUCUGUACCAAUUUGGUCAUAAGAUCAUAGCACAGCAUCAUUCAAAUCAUUUUACUUCUUGCUUAGGAACCCACUAGUCUGCUUGUCAGUGCACACCACUUUUCCAUUUUGCCUGUUGCUUUACUCUUGUUUUUAAAAGUAACCUUCAUUAAAACUCAGACUCCUUAAUUUUCUUCCUGUCCCCACCCUAGUGUAAGACUUUAGAUCUUUCAGUUGAUUUGAACUUGUCACAACCUUGAUCUUUUCAUUCCCUGCUGUCUCUGAAUUCCUUGACAUACUUUUUAUCACACAAACAGAUAUUCAAAGGCUGUCUCUGGGUGUAUGAUGCUACUUUAUGCUGCUAUCCAGACAGCUUGGAAGAAAGCAGCAUUCAACCCUAUCAGCAGUCUGCUGUUUUGCUUGAACUUUUCUGAAGCAAGGGAUUCUCAGAACAGAAGUCUUUUGAAGUCACUGCUUUCUCCUGGGUGUGUUUCCAGUGUUUACUUCUCUCAGCAAGUGGGAACUCCCAGAGGGAAAGCUCCUUCUGCUCCUCAGUAACUACAGUUUGUUUGUUUGGCAGCCGUGGGUUAUUAUGGACAUGCAAUUAAAUGAAAAUUAAAAUAAUCCUACAUUUUGGGGAAACAGAUCUUUAUAAAUAGGGCUGGAGUAAAAGGCUAUUUUUAGUAGAAAUGCUUAAGUUUUUUGCAUGGCCCCCUAGGUGUGGAGAAGUAAGAUGUCUCUGACAGCAAUGAUGACUGUAGGAGGGGGUGAUUUUAAUGUAAGAAGAAAUGUUGAAUUCUGUGCCUUCCUUUUAUUACAAGAAGGGGGUUAUAGGAUCUGUACUGUAUCAGAUGUCAGUAUGACACAUGCUGUACUCCCUUCCCAGGCCUUUCAUAGCCUGAUAUAAUUAAUCCUGAACUUUCCAGGGCCAGACUUUAUGGGGAGAACAGGUGACUCAUUUGGUUGGGAGGGUGAUAGAAAAAAAUGGAUCCUAACAGCAAUUUCUCAGGGCUUUAUCAUUCAUUUGGAGAAGUUUAAAUGGAGACUGGAAAUUUAAUAUGGCAUACCAUGUCCUGCUGAGAAGCAUCUGAAAGCUAGGAGAUAUAACCUUUUUCUAAGCUGUUACCCAUGCCUGCAUGCAUGGCUGUGAUCACAUGAAGCAACCACAGUAGAAGAGUGCAGAUAGGUGGUUGUGAACACUAUGGGGUUAAUAUGUGGGACUUUUUCAGCCCAAAAUGCAGAUGGAAAGGCUGAUCAGGUCAGCUGCAAGAUGCAGUUCUUGGGCUCUGCUUCUUGCCUGAUGUCUUAGCCCUGAUCCUGCAAAUAUGUUCUUGUAACUUUUCUCCUCCUCCCUCUGCAGGUGAUGUACUGUGGCUGUGCAGCUUGGGUGUCUGUGGGCACCUGAGAUUGUGUGGUGGGGAGGGUCCGCAGUGCUGCGUUGUUGCUGGAAAGCGUGCCUUCUCCUUGCCUUCCUCAGAGCUCUUCUGGCCCCUGCCCAGCCCCAGCGCAGCACAAAAGGUAGCUGAGCCCUGGCUGAUAAGCUGUGCCUGACCCAGGGGGGUUGCAGAGCAGGAGGGAGCUGCAGCACUGCAGAUGCAUGAGCUAUAGAGGACACACGUGGUGGGGAGUCACCGCACGGGAUAACUGGCAGUAGAAGAUGCCCAUGUACACCCUUAAAUGUGUGGCACUUCCAAAGGAAAGGUGCACAAGAGGAUGAGCAGGAAGCAGAGCUUUGUGCAACCCUUGGAUCUCUUCAUCACAAUAGCUCUUUGACUUGGAUGCAGAGGCCCUGCAGUCAGUUGUGUCUGCUUGCUGAAGCCCUGAGAAGAAACUGAAUCGCUUUUGUUGGGAGGGAAGAGCUAGAGCAGCAGGGUGGGCUUGAGGGGCAUCAUCAGAGCUGUGCUAAUGGGGCAGGGGAGAGUCCACAGGUACUGCAGACUGGGUCCCAGGGCCAGUGUGUGUAGGGGAAAUGGCAAUAUCAGAGAGGGGCGGUGGUUCCCAAGAACAGACCUUCCUGAAAGCCUUUUUGAAGAAAAUUGUCAAGUGCUGCCUGCAUCAAGCCUGGGCUGGCUGGAAGGAGUAGCCCUGGGGGGUGGCAGAUAUUCCUGUGGCAGGUGAGAUGGUCUGAGUGCAGCACAGGCCAUUUCAAUCCACCUGCCCCUACACUGUCUGUUCUCUUUCCAGACUGCACAGCACUUCUCUGUGCUACUGCUCAGCUUUAGGGAGUAUUCUCAGCCUCUCCUUUUGAAAUCGGAUUACAUAUUGUUUCUAAAAGCAGCUCCCCACCCAGUUCUAUCAUUGCAUGCAGACAUGAGCAAACUUCCAUUAAAGUAAUGGAAGAAAGUGCCUGACUGGGUAUCAAGGAGCUCUUGCUGUUUUCUCCUACCAGGCAUUUCAUCCCCAGCAAGUUUAACAUCUUUCAAUUCUUUCAUCAGCUGCUACUUUCUUUUAUUCUGGCUUAGAGCACAGCAUGAAACUCUUCUGUAAUUUGCCGCUGGCCUAGUUACAAUCCCUCUUUCUUUCCUUCUGGGGAAAAAAAUAAUUGUUAUUAAAGCUUGCAAAUACUUUGCAUAGUUACCGACCUGGAAAGGCCCGCGUUCAGCAGCACGGAGGCAGUUUGGAGAGAUGUCAUGGUUCGGAUUCUCGGGUUGGGAAUUCAGCCUUCUGCUCCUCACGCUCUCUCUGGCCUUGGGAAAAUUCCUUUGUACCUAGACAAGACCCAGGAAGAGAGGUUUAUAUCACUGCUGUAAUGAGCAGUGUAGGCUACCUCAGGGGUUCAGAAUUGCAGGGCCCUAAGUCUGUUCACGAGCACAAGCUGCCUUGUGUUUGGCAUGGCCAGGCUCCAGGGCAGCCGCAAGCUGAGGGAGCUGUGCCAAGUAGUGAUGCUUCAAAGGCAAGACCGAUGCUUUUAUGAGUCCCUCAGAAGUACUGCUGUGUUUAAUAAGUCGCUCUACUUUUGCAAGGAGGUGAUACUGUGGCUUCUCUUUGUUAAGUGAGUCUAACAGUUUUUCCUCACUGGAGCUAGGACUUAUGGACAUGGGUUAUCAAACUGGGUUUUUAGGUCCCAAAUCUGCCAGUGUGCACACAUUUAAUGAACUCUGUACAUAUGCUCAGCUUAAGUUCACCAGUUUCCGUAGGUGAUCAGUGUGAAGAGCUUAUCUCUGAUUUUAUUACAACUUUCUUCUGUCUAGUGCUGCUUAUUAAAGGGGACAGCUGUGAAGUCCUGGAAUAAAUAUCCCAGAACUUCUUUGCUCAAUUGCCUGCAAUGUCUCUAUAACACAAAUAUCCAAUUAUGAUAUACUGAGUUGCGUGAGUGCAAUUUAGUUAAGAGGCACUUUGUAUGUUACAUAACUAAUGUGCAGCUAUAAUGAACUACUCUUUAUUAAAUAAGUAAUUGCUUCAUUUCUGUUUAAAAAGAAAAAAAUCUAGUUUGAAAAAUGCAAAAUGAAAGAGAUCAAAGAUCAAAACCAUCCAAUGGACAGAAAGCUCAACCAGCCCCCAUAGAACAUGACUUAAUGCUCCGUCCUGGAGAUGCGUGAUAAUUGAGUUUCUGAAUUAACAAAAAACCUUGCUAGUUAGAAAUUAUCGCAUUAAAGAUUCUGUUUCUCUAUGGAGCAAUUUUAGAGAGGAAGAUUAGGCCAGGGUCAACAAUAAAGAGGUACAGUAAUUAGCUGCAAUAAAGGAUAAAAUGAGCCUUUUUCCUUGUUGUUAAUCUUGCAGUACAAAAAGAGAAACAUUAGGGAUAUUGUCAGAACUUAGUUUAGAUAGAAUUUGUUAAGUUUGGGGCAUAUCUGGACUCAUUCCAUGGGAGUUUUACUGCUCUUCAGCAGAAGCUCACUUCUCAGUAAAGCAGUGGAGUGUUUCUUCUAUCACUGUAAAGAUUUCAUUGCUAUUCUCUGGACAAACUGAUCUGUCUGCUCCAAGCAGAAAAAUACUUAUAAGAGAUUUGGGGAAUGAAUUUGUCUCUUUGUAAAAGACUGAAGUCUGCCAAAAGGCUUUGCUGAGACUGAUCUGCCUUUAUUUUGAAGAAAUAUUUGUUGUCUAACAUGCAGGAAGUAUGUCCCAGGAGAGCUGAGUAGGCCUGUCUAUUUGCUGGCCAAUGUGUUGUUCCUUUUGACUGAACACAAUUGUGUUCUGUUUAUGGCUCAUCUCCCAGUGACUCCAGCAAAUGCAGCAAAAUAUCGCAGGUCAUCAACCCACUGAGACAUUUUAAAAAAGGCACAGGGGGAAAAAAAUCAAAAAAAAAAAAACCCAAAAAUAGGGCAGAGGAAAGGUGGAAGUCACUGGAAGUCCAGUGAGGUUCUUGGGAUUCUGGGAGGUGCUUUCAAGAUCGUGUGUAUGUUAACAAGUUGCUCAGUCAAGACAUUUCAUGUUGGUGAAGUAGGACAGGGUUAAAUUGGCAUUUCGCAAGCCUAAUUGGAUAAAUAUAUCCAUACAGUGGAAACAGAGAAAGCCCACUUUACCCUUUGCAUCUGUGCAGGGGAGCUAUUAUUAAUUUACAAGUGAAUGGCUGUGCGUGCUAAUAGAAGCUGACAUUCCUCCCCAUCUUAGUACAGCUCUGUUUGGCCUUUUUACCUAGUGUGAUCAGUUUGCCAAACUGUGUGCGUGGCCCCCACCAACCUUGUGAGCAUGCCGGGUGUUGUAGCUGCGUGGUGUGGCGUGCACCGUACAUCUCCUGGGAACCGCUGUGUAGUGCUCGCCACUGUAUCUCCUCAAUGGCAUGUUAGCGCCCAGUCAGGACAGUGAUGAAGGAAGGGAAGAAGUACUUUACCACCGUUCUUGCACUGUCUCUAGUACCCAGCUAUACAGUGAUAUUCAAGUGGGAAAUUAAUUGCAUCGUUUGUGGUUCAGCCCUUUCAGCCAAGCAUCCCUUCUAGGGGACUUCAGAAUGCCCUCAGACUUGCUGGUCAAUAGCAUUGGGAAUGUUACACGCAUGUUUAAGUGCGGAUUUGAAGUGAGACUUGAUCCAGAGGACUCCAUUACUCAAGGUAACGAGGAAUCUGAGGAGGAAGCUGAGUACAUUGUUUUCCAGGAUUUUAAAGUGAUUGGGGACUGUAAGAUCAGCUCCUGUAACAGUAUGUCACAUGUGCUAUAUUCCUUCCAGAUACUGUACAUUAAAUCAGAAAGACUUCCGUUAAACCUUUAAAAUAUUUUGAAAAAAUUGACUCCCAAAGCAUGCAAGGUCCUUUGGACAAAUUUCUCAGGCAUCCUUCUUUUUGCAUCCUUCAUUUCUCUGGAUUUUUCUUUGGCCAGAGGAGGUCUUGGAGUGCAGCCAGGUUUAUCUUCGGUCGUCCUUCAGGUCUGUGGGAUGGAAUAUGGUGCUAUUCUUUGCGUGAGCUUUUUCUACCCUUACCCAGGCAGACAAUAGCAUCAAGAGCAGAGUGCAGGAGUUUGACUUGCCGUUGUAGAAUAGCUCUGUAUUGUGAUGACGCUGGUUUGGGGCAAGAGGAAGGCCAUUCAUAGCUGAAGUUAAAGUAGCCCUUAUUUUACAUGCGUCAUUAGCUCUACAGAUAUUUGCAAGUCACUCUCAAGUCAGAUUCCUGGACUGUCACUGCUGUGGUAACAUUUACAACAGCAGCAAUAAUACAGAGACAUUAAAAAUAGUGCCUGAUAAUUAUUUUUAUUCACACCCACAUUUUUCCAGAAGCUGUUGUUUUGAAGACACCUGCAUAGUGUGAUGAGAUUUGGUGCUUAUGGAUAAGGCUAGUCUGAGCCCCAAGAGGAGAGACUGAUAAUUUGGAGACAGGGCACCAAUUUGUGAGACUGGUGUGAACAGACAAUAACUAACACCACCACCAGUUCCUUUACAGCCAAACACUCUAGUGAACUGUGUAGCAGGGAGAAACAGUUCUGGUCCCUUCAAACUGUGCUCUUGAUGGAUGUCCAAAGCCCUCUUCAGUGUCUGGAGAAUGACCACCACAGUGCUGAGAAUUUAACUGUCCAUAGUCAAGAUUAAUUUAGCCUGUGCCCCUCCUGUUGCAGCUUCAUUUUCAGCACUGGCAUUCAGCUGCCAGAUAUUUUUCUCUGAGCACCCGGAGGUGACAGAGGAACCGAGGCUUGCUGUGAUUCCGGGUGUUAGUUUCCGCAGUCCUACUCUGAGCCUGUCCUGUGGGCGGGUGCACAUGCCGGAGUGUUGACUCUUGCAGCCCAUCAGCACAGACCAUGGUAAUUGCAAUAAUUAAUUCUUUCAGCUCCAGUCAGAUUUCAUGGGCCAUGGCAGCUGGGUGCAAUUGAUUAAUUGCCUCUGUUAGGUGGCAUUGAUCUAGGCUGGGAGAGAAUGCUGCCUUAAACCCACUGAACAAAACAGAUGCUUAAGAUUGCCACAUCUGCUGUUUGAACCUUGAUGUCAAAUGAGCUGUGCCCCAGAUGUAUCAGUAUGGGUAGCAAGGACUAAAUAGCAAGUAUUAGUUCCUUGGAAACUGGGGCUGCACUCUAAUUUCAGGAGAAAAUCUACUUUUUUAGAUCAUUUGAGUAGAAGACAAAGCUUUAUCUGGGAUUUUUCUGCCCUGAAGCUCAUAGAGAAUUUGAGAAGGGAAAGGACUCCCAAAUGAGCAGUUACUGAAAAUAUUUCACCUCAUUUUUCUCUUUACAGUCUCCAUGUUGAAAGAUUCACAUCUUUAGUUAUCAGCAGAGAUUGAACAGUUUGAAGCAGUGUGUGUGAUAUGUGUGUGUGUGUGCGUGCUGCCAGUGGGUUAAGGCAACCUUUGUGAGAGAAUUAAUGAAUAAGAUCAGAGAAGGGGGAGAGUGCGGAAGAUGCUGGGUGAUGUGCAGGAUGUAUGGAGCACGUGGGGAGUUCAGGCGAGUGAGUUAGACUAGACUGCAAACAAUUUCAGACUAUUUGCCUAGGAGUCUGCUCUUUUCUACACACUGGGAAGGGGAAGUCAUGUUUUCCCAUUUCUAAUAGCAGAAGUCAUGUGUGCUUUGUGUUCAGUAAUCAUUAGUCACUGUUGAAAUUCAUCUGUGUGCCAGCCAGCUGUCCCUCAGGUGGGACUCAUUCGUGCAUCCAUUCCUCCCUUCUUUUCUCAGCACAUCCCAGCCCUCCCUGCCAGCUGACGCCCUGGCACUCCACACACGGCCAGACUAGCCUUGCAGGUGCUGUAAAUGUUUAGCCUGGUCCCUUUGAUCUUCCUGAGGGGUUCUCAGCAAAGAGCUUUCGGGGUGGGGCUGUGCCUACCCCAUUAAUAGGGAGCUGAGUGCUCCAGCUCUUAAUUUAGGACUCACAGCUCCCUUUUUCAGUAAUUUUCUUUUUGCAUACAGCAUCUGCCAGCCAGAGAGGAGAGGCUUUUGCCUUUUUGCAGUCGAAACUCCAACCGGACGAGGAGAUAUGACGUACUUUGUCACUGCAGCACUGCUCUUCGUGGCACUUACUGGCAGUUUGUUGGAAGGUGAUGAAAACUUUCUUAUCUGAGUAUACUUGAAAACUUUAUAUUUUGAAGAAUUAAUUUCUCCAGAAGUUCUAGACAAUCAGAGAUGUGGGAUUUUGUCCUUUUUUGCUCAGACUAGGGUUGUCCAUUUCUUCUGCUAUUAGUCUUUUAAAAGCCAAGUAUCCUGAAAGAACCAAGCAAAAGCCUUUGUAUCAUUAUUAGCUGGUUGUGUUGCAGCAAGGGCUUCGUUACACUGGGUGCUCUACAGGCUUGGUGCUUUUCCCCUUCUGUGGCAUAGCUCAGGCCAACUGUUUUUGCAGACAGGGAUGAAAAUUUCAAAUCCACUUUAUUCUGCCUAAAAUGUAAGUGUGGAUUUCAGACUUUGGAGAAACACAUAGCAGGAAAGGUUGAAGGGACAACUGGAAGGCAAGUCUUUUUAGUAAAAAUAUAUUUUUUGCUUAUGAAAUAAACUGUCCAGCAUGUUUGUGCACAUAUACACACCCAUACAGUCAACACUGCCUCUUUCAAUCACUGACCACUGCUCUCAUCUCCAGCACAAAGAAGUAUCUGGAUGGUCUCACCAUGAACAGGGAUGCCCCUACUGCAGUGCCAGCAUCAGCUUGGUGUAGGUGUGCUGAUUGUUUUCUGUGGGAUGAUAGCUUCACUGCAGGGCUUUCGGUUUUAAAUAUCAAUUUCCAGCCACUCUGCUCUAUUCAGAAAGCCUUUCUGCUUUGGAUUGGCUGGGAGAAGAAGAGAGUCUCAUUGUGAGUGAAUCAAAAUCAGCUUGCUUCAUGGAAAAUUUUUUUUUUUUUUUUAAUUAAGAGCAUAAAAUUUACUAGCAUUUUCCCUUUUACUAUUAUCUCUGAAUCAAAUUCCAGUUCUUAGCAUUUCAUUCUCUUUAAUCUCCUUGGGUGGUUCUGAUUUCCCCUUUGAAGUAACUUACUGAGCUUGCUUUUCAGAAAGGCAAUCAGACAGGUUGCUUACCAGAUGCCCUGAGAACUACCCUGUAGACCUGAACAUUUCCUUGGAUAGGUGGGUUCGGACACACAAUCAUGUCUCCAUGGCUAAACAGGUUACCACAUAUUAACUGAACCACAAUACAUCACUCUGUGCAUACUCCUAAUGCAUAGCAAGUGCAAAGUAAGCAUUUUAAUGUAAACAUAAUGAAAGAAUGUAACCUAGAGCAUUUUACUGUACAAGUGCCACCACCUGAGAGCAUGUACAAACUCAAUUACUGUAGCACAGUAAAUUGCUAAGCCUCACUAAUUCAGUCAUAAAUCUACAUCUCUAGGUUAAUUUGCUGUAACUUUCUCAUUUAGACUCCAGCCUUCAUAUAUGCUGCAGAGGAGCUCAUUCCCUGUUGUUCUGCACUUGUGCUGUCAUUUAUAGCAAAACACAGUGCAAAGUGGGCGUACAGAGCUACAAAGGCAGAAGCGUAUUUCCCGAAGUCUCUGCUUUUAGCCAGCCUACUCAUUAUAUUUAGAUUCUGUAGCCCAUUUCCAAACUCACCAGUUUUGCUUUUGGGUCAAAACAUUUAAUUCUGAAUCAUCAUCUGUGCUGUUCCCUGAGGGUGAACCCAGCCCACAGCCCUUAGCGAUGUCAAAGCAGUAGUUCCAGCUCUUUAAUACCACAUCUCUGUGCUACUGGAUUAUCCAAUGCAAUGGAUUUAAUCCAGAUCAGGCAUGGGCACAUAAGUAUGUUUCUGACCUCCUAGCCAGAGCACAAGACGCCACAUUUAUAGCCACAUCAGACCAGACUUUGGCUUUGCCCUGCUCUGAGUAAAGUCACUCUCAUGCCAUUACACUGCAAGUCUCUUUAAGGAACCAUAGCAGCUGUUCUGCAACCCUACCAUUUUUUUCUUGCCAGCUAGAAGAAUUAUCCCCAAUUAAAGUCACUUUCAUUUGAGACUAAAGCAGUCCCAAAGGGAGGGAGGAAUUCUGCAAGAGAUGUGCAGAAAUUUUAUUUAGACUAACAGUGACUGUCCAUUUCUUUAGGUAGGCAUACUCUAAAGCACUCAUAACCUGUCUCACUGCACUGUAUUUGCAGCUCCUGCGUUUUCCUCUAUAGUCUGUAAAUUUCCCAGCACAUGGUUUGACAAAGCUCAUGCUCAUGAGAUCUGCACAGAGAUUGUUGUUUUUGCUGACUCCUAGGUUGCUGUUAUUACUUGGAGAUGAGAUUGGCUUUUUUGCUAUUUGUAAUUUUGGAGUUUCUUGCUUUCUCUCAUGGUCUGUAAAAGAAAAUUGGCUUUAUGGCUUUGUUAUGGAAUGUAUAUUAACAAUGGUUAGUAUGAAAUGUUUGAUGCAGUUACAAAACCUUAAGUUAUGAACUGAUUUUUCUCCCAACAUGUGGAGUUUGUAGCCCUUUACAUUUGGUCUGCACAGAACUGGAAGUGAUUUACAUAGUUGUUAAAUGACGGAGAUAGGAAGCGGAGAGCUCUGUGAGGACAUUUGUCUUCUACAGACUCUUUUUCCAUGUGGAGUGGUUACUAUUAGAAGUUCAGAGUAUCAGCCUCUGGUCCUUUUCUUCCAGCAGUGCUGCAGUCAGGGCUGUGAGCAGAAGGAAACACUGCAGCAUUUCCGUUUGGACAGGACAUGCAUGUGUUCUAGCUUCAGCAAGGGCUUAUCUACUGGUCCUGAAUCAGGUCAGAGCUGUUCCUGCAGCUAAGUAUGAUGGCCUUUUCUCAGCUGAGGACUGAUGCAGGCAGUCCCUUCUGAAGCUGAAAGCAUGAACCCUCAGCGUGUUGCUGCAGAGUCAGGGUUUCAUAGCUAACUCUCAGCGGUGACUGCUAGGUUAGUCAAGAAGCUUUCUUGUCCGCUGCCGUGGCAUGGAAGUGCUCUGGGCUUCUCAGAGUUGGAGCAGAUGAAUGUCUUACAUCUGAGGCAGGCCAGUGAGCCUUGAGAGGCCGAUUUACCUCGUCUGUUCUGUGUCAAGGAGACUCCCCAAAGGGGGAUGCUUGCUCCUUCCAUGUCCCUUAGCAGUGCAUUAAUAUCUCUGUAAUGGCUUGGUUAAGAUUUCAAAGCGAUAGCUCCUGAAGUACAGCAAUUGCAAAACCUCUGUGCUCUUUGCUUGCUUCCCUUUCAUAAGUCUGGCAUGAAAUCCUGCAGCUGAGAUUUAGGUGACAUAAUCUUUACAGUCUCAUCAGAGCUAUAGAUAGAGCUGAUUGCAUGCAGCAGGGAAGCAAUGGUAAGCUUGGUUCAAUGUCCUCACUUGUUUUGAUGAUCUCCCUUUUUCAUGGGCCCAGCAUGGCAGCUUGGGUAUGUAGAAUGAAGUUUUUCCUCAUUUAAAAGGCAAUUACCCUGAGUUUUGCUUUGUUGUUUCUCAAGUCUCUUUAAGCUCAUUUCUAGAUCUGUUAAUUAUUCAUUAUAACUUAAUUAUAUUUAGUCCGCUGUUAUCACUCUUUGGUGAAGAUUGCUGUUAUUCAUGAGUCAAAAACUAUUAAUGAAACAGUCUGAUAUUCUCAGAAAGAAGGGAGUUGGGAGAACUCUUUUAAUUAUAAGAAGAAGCUGUGAUUUGAGAGAAUGAGUUAAUUUAACAGGUGCAACUGGUUUUCUCUUUUUUUGCUAGCUGUGCAGAAGAAAACAUAUCCAUUAAUCUCUGAGGCCUGGUCUGAAACUAUAGGACUCAGUCAAAUGUCGCAGGAGGUGGACGGGUGACUUCUCUUUCUGUUGAAUGGUGUGAACAGUACUGGGUGGCAUGGGUGGCUGGGGUUGUUCUGUGGUCGCAUGUGGUAGAGAUGGACAGCUCAAAUAUUCCCACCGAUGUGAAUUCUCACUUCAGGUGUGUUUAGCAAAGUGAAGUUUAUGGUUAAGUUUUUGGGGCAUAUUCAUUGCUACAUAAAAUGCAGUGCUAAAAAUAAUGUACUUAUUGUACAAAUUGUCUGCAGUACCACAGCACUCUGAGAGCUUGUGUUUAUAUUCUCCAUGCAGAGAGAUUGUAAGUUCAUAUAUUCCACACAACCGUUUAUUGUUGCCAACCAAACUCAUAACAAGCUGUUGACUCAUCUAUAUUUUUUCCCCCAAGCUUUUACAGAUUUUACAGCUAAACAAAUGAUGUCCCAAUGAAAGCAGUGGCUUUGAUACCCUGUCUUGAACUCCUACUGGUAUGGAUGUGAACAUGUGGUGCCAAAAAGCAAAUACAGGCAGGUGCUGUGAUGCCAAAAGUGUCAGCGUGACUGCUCUUUGCUAGGAACUCAUCGGUUUUUCAUCCCUUCCUCCUCCAGAUCCUCCCAAGUCUGUUUUCAUCUAGAAGAGGAGGGAGCUGGAGAAACUUAAGAUCAUUUUCUUUCCUGCCUGUCUCUCUCCGCACCUUUUAUUUCCCUUCUCUGAGGCUCCUAAGUUCAGUUUAGACAAAAGCUAGAAUUCUUGAGGAAAAGGUGAGAUAAGGGAAGAAAAUUAAUCUGAAGAGCAAGUCAAAAAAAAUACAAGACGUCAUCUGAACUCCAUCAUCUUUUCCUGUUACAUGUUUCUACAGCAUAUAGCACAAUUGUAGGUCCCUAGAGUGUGAUGCAUUAUGGCUGAAUACCAUUGUUGCAGCUUCUGGUAAAAAGAAUGAAGUAAGUAUACGACAUCAUGGUAGCUUGUGCAAGUCUCUCUUUAAUUACAGUGCUGGCUGAGGACAUUUGUUGGUGUCGCAUGUUCCGGUUAUGGGUAACAUACAUUCCUGACUCUUCAGGGAGAGUCACGUUUUCACUGGAGAUUUUCACCAGAGAGAUAGUGGCUAUUUGUCUGUUUUUGUUUUUAUUUUAGCAAGAUUUAAUAAGCUGGUUAGAGCUAUUGUAAUUAGUUUACUCUUCAACCAGGAAAAUACGUGAUAUCAUGACUGUGGUGGGAGCAAGCAGGCAAGCGCAGAGUACAGUGCAGUCAGAAUUUACCAGCUUCUUAACUGAAACUUGUUCAGGAGGUGCAGAGAGCCACGCUGUCUUCAGUGAGCUGUGAAUCACAGGGAGGAAAAGCCAGAACAGAAAGUCACAAGAAGUAGAACUGAAGCUUCACUUGCAAAUAAUGAUUCACAAAACAGGGAGUAUAGCAAGGGUCUCUUACAACUGCUUCUGAGUAGAAUUCAUUUUGCAAACUUUCUUCAGGAGCAAAGAAAUAAGAUCUUCUCAGUAAGGUGUUAAAAAUAUAUCAGCAUCCUUGCCAUCAUCAGUAUGUCUCACCAUCUUAAGUCCUUAGGAAGGCUGUAUUUUUAGAGGGGAGGUACCGGUGAGGACUGCAUUUGACAGACUCAAAUCUGAGGACAAGAGGCCUUAAGAGUCCUGCCUCAUGCCACUGGCCCUCGUUAUUUGCAGUUGUUACUUGUUUAUAAAAGCACCUUCCAUCACAACUGUGGACCUGGAUGUCAUGUGCUAGGUGCCGUACAAGCACAGUUUGCAAAGACAGUCCUUGUUCUUGGAAUUAAUUUAUUCUUUGUAAAGCCAGAGGUGAUAUGUUCCUGUCUUGCUCCUGCCUGGCUUCUAAGAGAGUUAUGAAGGCUUGAUUCAUGGGUGGAAAGUGCUAUAUUUUGUCGUCUUUAAAUGUAGAUGUUUUAUGGGAAAGAAAAACUUGCUGCAAAGGAGAUAACAUAUGUGGCAUUACCAGCUUUGCAAGAACAGUGGAGAUGUUAGGAAUGAGGAGCUUAAACUCAUUGGUAGUUUUUCUGAACAGAUGCUUAAUCUCUAGGAAGUGAUACCUGGCUUUUUUUGGUCCGAGUUAGGAAAGAUGUGAAUGACAUAGGCCCUUUUUCAGUAGCUUUUUUUCUCCAUGACAUUUUGGGAGACUUGUUCCUUUAGUGGUUCAGGUGAGUUGAGCUAUCAGGUUUUGCAUCUGAAUUUAGAAAGAAAAUUUUCAAACAAAGUACAUUGUAUCUAAGAUAAUGAUUUUGUCCCAUUAUGGGUUAACACUGAAUAUGAAAUAAAAUUACGGCACAAAGUUAAGAAAUUAUUCACUUUCCACUUAUUUUGAUGGCUAACACUGGGUUUUAGUACAGCACAAAUAUCACGUGUGGCAGCUUCCAAAUGCUUUAAAGUUUUUUGUGUAUAUGCAUAUUUUUUUUUCUAUUUUGAUUCAGCUCCUCAACUGGUAAGUUCAGUAAAUCACACGGCACUUUUCUGCUUUGCAGUUGCUAGUAUGUUAGAAAUUCGAGCCGAAGCUUGUUACUACUUUUUCCACAAAAAACAUUGGCUUUACAUUAUUCUUUGAGUCUUUUAAUUAAGACUAGUCUGAAUUGAUUCCUGUUACAGGGUCAACUUGCUUGGUUAAAAUUGGAAAAGAAAGAACAGAUAACGUCCUCCUUUCUUUGAUUCUUGCACCUGAGAUCUCUUGAGUUCUUGUUUCCAAUUUUCUGAUGAAUAAGAUUUGACAGUUUCCUGUGCUGUUGUAAGAAUUAUUUUUUCCCUUGCACGUAAUCCUGUUGAUGUUCAAAGUGCAAAGGCUCCCUAGUUGUGCGUUACAGUGCUAACACAACCUAUAUGUUUAUAAUGUUUUGUUCUGACAGCAUCAUAUAAAUAAAAUGUUGGUAUGAUAAGCAUGUAGUUCUUCUAUUCAACCUAGGAUAUGGGACCUAUUUCUGCCAAGGUUAUAUGCUAAAAUCCUUCACUAAGCUGGCGCACCUUUAGGCAGCUGUAGGAUCACUUUUCAUUUAAAUUUAUAGCUAUGAACAGACCUCGAAAAGCCAUGUUCAAAUGUUAUCCAAGCCUAGGAGCUAAAUACUAAUAACACUGGUUAUUGGCCCCUUCCAGGAACAGAAGGAUUAGAUGGGAAAGCUUUGGAUCAAGGUGGAACUUCUGUUUCAGUUUAAGGAAACAGCUGAGGGUAUGUAUUACAGCUACUUGACAUAAUCUCUUCUCAAUAUACAGCUGGAACACAUGAAUUAUAUUAUCGGCACAGUCCAUCCCACAGGAAAAUGCUUUGUUAGCAAUUUAGGAAAAGCAGAGAAUAAAAGCAGCCCCCCCACCCCCGAGCAGCAGCUUUUAUCUUGUUCUUGUUUCUUCUUUUUGUUCUUGUUGUAUCUUGUUUGUUCUGAAAUAGAAACUGUGUGGAUAUUCCACAACUGUGCAUAGAGAGAAAAGGGAUUAUAUUGCUGUUCAGAUUGUUUUAAAAUCUUCAGAAAAUAGCAGGUAAUUAGAACUUGGGAGCCUGCCUUUGCAUAUGGCAAUUGUAAUCAUCUAGCUAUCCAGACCCUACAGUGAUUUCUAGCCAGACCUAUUUCCAUGUCAUUUUAUUCAUCUCACUGUAUAUUAUUUACAGAGAUAUUACAAAAUAUAUUGUGAACUGAGUACAGUUAGUAAGCAGAGCAUGGAUUUGGCAAUGCCAGAGUCAGUGUGCUGACAUUAUGCUGUUGAUAGAUUUUCAAUUGUUUUAAACCAUGAAACAUAGAUAACAGAGAGUAAGGGAUGCUGGAAACAUCCAGACCUUCAGAGUCCAACCUAGACACAGGAGCUCAUCCAGCUAGGGGCUUUCUUGGGCUUUUGUCUUGGCUUUUUCAAAAACACACUGUCUUUAUCCCAGUUAAUCUAAAUUAGGCACAAUGUCACUGUGCACACUCUCUGACAGACACAAGCAAAUCAUAUCUUAGGUGAUCCUUGGUUUCAUGGCGCCUUAAGGUUAGGUGAGAAGAACUGGACCUAAAUUUCACUUGUCCAGAUUCCUAUCUGAGACGGACAUGGCUCCAGAUGCCUCACCUGGCAGGCUGUCUUCAUAUUUCUGCAUUCACCACAGUAUCACUCUUCAGUUAGUUUUGCAGCUUCUUGUAAGAGGCUGGAGAUGAAAUGCUGGUGGGCAGAAAUUGCUGCUGGGCUGGCUGAUGAUAGAUGAUAGUUGGUAUCCUAUUUAAUCAGUGCAUACCAUGCAAAACAAGGUAUCACGUCUUUAGUUUCUUUCCCUGUUUAUUUUUUGGCUUGAGCUUCUGUUCAAUUCAUCCUACUUAUUCAUAUUUACAUUGGUGUAAUGGUCCCAUAUGAGACAUAUGCUCCCCUUCUUCUUUCUGCCCAUUGCUUGUGGGCCUACAUUAUUGUAGGGAAUCUGUAGGUGGCAGAACCUUCCUGGCCCACCUGGGGUUUUCCGAAAGUUUUUUUUUUUUUUCUCAAGGCCUCAGCAGUUUAAUACUGGACAAGUCAGCUGCAGGUGAAGGCAAAGCUAUUGCAUGGGGUUUCCGCAAGCUCUGUCUGGCUCCUAUUGUGAAGCGGAAAAGAUGGUCUCAUCUUUGGUGAGGAUUGUAUCAAUGACAAAACACAUAAGCCAAUAGUGGUAGUGACCCGUCACUACCUGCACAUGGCUCUGCAAGCGUCUGUGUUUAAUGCACUCAAGGUUAGUUGGCUGCAGGGAAGUAUCAAGUGAGCGUGUCUCAGUUUUUGCUUCUGCUUUAAACACAGUGUGAGGGUAGCUCUUAAAAGUGCCCUUGGGAAUUGGUCUCCCAGAGUCCAAAGGUCACCUCAAGGGCUGGGAGAACUCCCACAUGAAGGUCGUCAUUACAUCCUGACCAAGAGGCCUGGGGCAUGGCACAGUUGUUACAACACUGUAGGCCUUGUGCCCAAUACAAGAGCUUGAGAUCUCCCUAUGGCUCCCCAUUUGUCUCUGUGCGUGCAUGACGUUGGUUUCUUUUCUGUCAUUCUUAAAAAUGUAGUUACUGUUUUUUUCUUUUAGCAGUGGAGGAUCUUCAUGAAAGCCUUACGAAAUUCAAUGUUGAAGGUAGUGUAAAUAAUUGGGUUGACAGCACUAUUGACAUAUCCAAGCCACGUAAAGGCGCUAUACAUUGCUGGGGGGAUGUUGCAAUCGCAGUGCAUGUUCAGGAUGUGAGUGAUGAAGAAUGGGAGCCAGCAGAUGAUGAAAACACCUGGGGAGAAAGGAGAGAGACAGACUCUGAUUGCUGAAAGCUGGAAAUUUUUUGAGACUAUCAGAACAGUAAGGUUCCUCAGAGUGGUAAAGGAAAAGAGAUUCCCUGAGCAAUAUGCCUUCAGUUUGUUACAAUUCGUAGUCUGUAUUCUGAUUAUCUAAGCACUAAAGGACUUCUCUACUCAUGUAAGUAGAUUAGUUACAACAGAAACUAGGGCCUUAAGAGGUGCCACUUUCAUACUGAACUAUAUUGCCUUUUGUGCUAUAGCUGUAUUAGACAGCCCAUGAGUUUUCUCACUCCUGCACCUCACUGUGCUUUGGCAAUCAAAAUGCUCCACAGCUGAAAAGCUUUGAGCCUGUUGUACACCAAAGAGAACCUUCCUUAGCUGGAAAGAAGGUAGCCUUCCUACUAGGAGCAUCAUGCCUGCUUUCACAGCAGUCUAUCUUCUGAUUUAUCCUGUGAAGCUGGAGGCCACUGCAAAUUAUUCACACCUCCAUCAUUUCUCCCUGCAUUUCUGCCUCUAUUUUGUAUCUGUUUUAUACAUUGUUUUUUUCAGUUAUUCCCUAUUUCUCCUGCAUGUCCCACCAGAAGGUACAUCUGCUAUGUGUCACAUGCCUGGUCAAACAGUUGGACAUCCAGACUCAAUACUUAGUCCUGGGUAGCUGUUGGUUCUCCACAGAAACACGAAGAGGAAGCCAGAGCACACUCUUACCAAGUACAAUGGCUAGCAUCUGAGUGGCUUUCUUUUCCUUCUGUUGUGACAGUUUCCUCCUGCUCACAGUCUUGAGAGAGGUCCUUGUCUUUCCAUUGGGCAUAGACUGGAUCUCAAAGACCUUGGCUGUUUGGAGGGUUUCUUUGGCAUGUCCAUUCUUCUCGACUUUCACAGGGCUGUCCAAGGUUGCCUGAAGGGUUGAAUUGGUGCACUGAUUGGAAGCAACUGGCACAAUCAGCUGAUGGUUGCUUCGUGCACCUGGUUUGAAAGUGGUCUUCUCAGGAGGACUGGUACUGGACACCAUCUCCAUUUCCAUCUCCUCUAUGUGACUCUCUGCCUCCUGGACAAGAAUCAAAUACCCACAACACAGACAGGUAAAUAUACAGGGAGGAGCAGUGAACAAUUCUUACAGAGUGAAGCAGGAUGCUGUUGAUGAAGGAUCAGCCCCUCUUCUUGCCAUCUACCUUUUUUGGUGGAUGCUUGGCUGUUAAUUGUUCACAUGGGAGAAUACAUUUGGGUAGAUGAGACGGGCAGAACUGCAGUGAGGGGUGCUGACUCCUUUGUUAUACAAAGAGACGAGGAGGUGGGAGACAUACUGUCUCUAUGCCCCCAUGUAUUUCAGUUAGGUUUUUCAGAAAAUAAAUCAAUAAGCAAAACCCAACAAAAGCCAAUGCAGUUUGAGAUUUAAAUAAUAAGGAGAAGAAUAAAACCAAAGGACAUAAAUUGUUAAAAUGUCAUGGCUUUUAUAGCUGAUCUUUAGGUGAGCUUAGUCUGGCUUUUUUAGCUCUCUGAUCUUAAACCCUCUGCUUCACUCUAAGGAACAGGAAGAAUAUUUAAAUUUUGCUAUUGAACGUUAACCUUUGCUCUUAGCUUAUUUUUCUCCCACCCUAUGUAAAUUCAUUUUGUGCCCUGAAAGGGGAACAGGGGAAAGCUGAAUGCUCUGGAAAGCUACCACUUCUCUUUAACACUCACCACUUUGCGUUUAUUAACUUGGAAACUCCCAUUGGACUUCACAAUAACUGUGCAGAGCUUCACAUCUUCUGGAUGAGUGCAUUUGUCCUAAGGGGCAAGCAUCAGCUUAUAGGUUACACAGGCAGAUAGUAAUUAGGAAGAGAAGCUGGUAAGGGAGGCACAUGGAGAUAUAAACAUAGGGCACGAAGCAGAAGUUAAUUAGUGUGACUAAGGCACUGUAGGUGAUGGAAAAGUACUCUGAAGAAGGAAUAAUGGAGGCAGGUAUCCUUGUGCUUUUCACCAAGGGAAGGAAACUACAAGGAUUUGGUCAUGUUUCAGUCCACCCUGUCUCUGCCUCUUUUUCCUCACAUGGAACUGGUUUCUGAGGCAAUUAUUAGGAUGUAGGUUGGGGAUGGUGCCUCUGAAACUUUACGUUCCUACUAAUCGUUUUGUGCACCUGCUGGACUAGCACACUGACAAGCAGUCUCACACUUGACGUGCUCAUCCUCACUCUACUUAUCCUGUGCUCCGUGAGGCUGUUUUUCAUGGCUAUAUUUCAGCGGUAUCAUUCCAGUGGUGUAGUUUAUACAACAGCCAAGCAAACAAUGUCCGUGGAGCUGCUUUGUCUUAGCAGGGCUGACUUGGGAAGUGAUGAAGCCUGUAAGCUGGGGUGAGUCUUAACACCACCCAAAAUCAGCAGAGUCAAAGGAAAUGGGGUCUGGUCAAAGAAGUAGUUCCUAGUGCAGAUCUGCUAUUGAAACAUCCCCUGAGAUCCAGGGAGGCUUGUGAAGCAUCAGCCAGUGACCUGAUAAUCCCCAGCGUGCAGCUGAGAUUCCCCAGUAGUAUCAGACACAGCAUCCACCUUUGUGAGCCAACAUUUCACACAUUCCAGACAGUGUCAUUUAGGGAGAGAAGGAAGUGCUUCAGGGAAGGAAGUGGAGCAGGAAGGGAAAAGGAUGGAGAUGGUUGAGAGCAAGGGGGAGGGUCUCAGUACCUUCAGCGGGGCCUGUGUGUCAGAAUCCAGGGCGUGGGUGCUGCGCUUGGUGUUGACGCGCUUCCUGCGCUUCCGGAGCACUAUGUAAAUCUGUACGUACACCAGCAGGGUGACAAUGAAGGGAACAUAGAAGGAGACGAUAGAGGAAUACACAACAAAGGCAGGAUUGGCAAUGAUACACUCAUUCUCAUCUGGAAGACAAAAAAUUCCAAGAUUAUCAUCCCAGUUUUUAGGAGCUAGUGCCAGCAUUCCCCUCCUCUCUCUCUGACAGGAAGCAUGGGGAUACCCAGAGAGGGAGGGGUGCUGGGGGGACCAUCACAUCAAUUGGAAGUGGUGCAAGAUGAAUGAACAAACACUUGGAUCACAGGGAGUCACGUACAGGCCCAAGGUCUCUGGCUAUUCACUGGCUUAUAACAGCAUACAAAUCCCACGCUGUAUGUGAUCCAGUCUUCCUAGGAAACUGGUGACAGAACAGCCAUUUCCUCUCCCCUGUCUCAGUGAAGCGUUUGUCACAUGCCUUUCUUUGUCACAUGUGUUAAUAUAAUAGUGUGUUAUUUAGUGGGGUGGUUUUUUUUUUUUGGUAGCACUGACAAGUGUUAUGUAAGCUUCUACAUAACCUCUGUUCUGACGUGUCUAUGAUGUUGAUCUGGAACAGCAAGAGAUGAAACAGAUCCAGAAGUGGCUGACAGAAAUAUCCUGGGCUGUCACGGGGAGAGGAUACCUUAAAUACAGAGGGAUGCAUUCCGAUACACUUAAAACCUGAAUCCCAUGUUUAUUCCUGGCUUUGUAACAGAAGUCCAUCUGGGACCCAGUAAAGCCAGGAAGAUGCUGAGAGCCAGCUCUAGAUGACAUAACACUCACCUGUGUUAUUGAGGCCAAACAGGAGUGGGCAGGAGAUGGCAAAUGAAAGCACCCAGACCACAGCAAUCAUGAUGGUGACCCUGCGCUUUGAGCUGUAGCGGGUAUUGUACAGCAUUGGCAUUGCUACUGCUGUGUACCUGCAGUGUGAAGAAACAAAAUCAGUCUUUUGUUAUUCUGCCAGGGCUGAUAAAUCUUGUGGGAAAUUAUACCUAGCUACUGUGUCCAAAAGCCAAGUCCAGAAAGAAUAUAGGGCAAGCCAGGUUUCAUGAAGCUCCAAGUUUCCUGUUUUGCAAGGCAGGAGGCUGGGGUAAGCUUAGCACAACAUUUCUCUUCUGUGCUGAGUUACUGCCUUCACACUGGGGCCUGUUCCAUCACUUAAGUAUAUAAACAGAAGGAUCGAUCUAAUAGAGAUAUAUACACACAGCCUAAAUUCCAUUUACAUUUUCAAGGCUAGUGUUUCUGUGGCUGCCACUAAGUGAAUCCGUACUCAGAUGCUUAUUUAGGUCCUCUCUCAACAGGCUUCAAAAGCCUUCAAAACACUUCAGCAAGACUAGCUCUCACCACUGACAAGUCCCAGGGACACAGGUGAAUUUAGACCACAUAAAGGUGACCUUGACCACACUCCUGAUAGCCAUACAGGACUUGACCUGACUCGCUACCGUGGAGCCUUCACCUGUCAAUGCUGAUGGCACAGAGAUUGAGGAUACUGGCAGUACACAUCAUAACAUCAAGGGUUACGAAGAUAUCACAGUGAAUCCGACUGAACCUCCACUCACCAACAACCUACAAAGAGAGAGAACAUAGUCAAUAAAAGUAGUCACUGAGGAUGCACUGCUGAGAAAGUCUAAAGGGACAAUUUUGCACAAACAUAUAAAGACACUUGCUGGUACCUGGAGUUCUGCUGGUUUAAGUGGGAUCAGCACUUUGUCCACGGAAGUUUCAGCUGGUCACGUGCAAUCAACCACAUUGCUGUGCCAAACAGGGUUGUUUGCCAGAGAGCAUCUUCAGGGGCUUUGUGUUGUCUAGGCUAAGGCUCUCAAGUGAUUGAACUGCCACAGAGAAAGUACUCUGGUCCAUCUGAACCAUUCUUUAGAGCUCUUUCCUGAGGCCUAGUGUGAUUUCAUCCUUCCCAAUGCCAUCCUGUUAAUCUGCAUUCUGAGUUGGGCAACCCAUACGGGAAACACAAACCUGGCCUCACAUGCUCCAAUGGCAUAAGAGAACAAGUCCCCUCAAAGUCAGUGUGAACUAUGUAGUAGCUUAAACAGGUGUCUAAAGCAUUACAUAGUAUCAGAAAGGAAGUACAUUAAUUUUAUGUCCCUAGCACCUCUGAUUGUAUUUACAGCCUUUCAUAAGAUACUUUUUUGCAAUUAUACUUAGCAAAGAUAAGUAAUGGAAAAGCAGGAGCUUUCCUUUGUUUCUUUAUUUUAAAAAGUCAGAGAAGAAAUUCCUCAUGUAUUAUUUUUCAUGAACAAAAUGGAUUUAAUUGAGUGAAAAGUGUUUGACAUAUAUUACAUACUGUAAUAAAGACAGAGAACUAAUGAUAACAUUUGAGUAACCAGUAGCCUUAUCUUCCCUUAUCUUGCUACUGAAACCAAACUUUGACAGUUAAGUUUAACAGCAAUUAUUAGGACUACUGUAUUUGGCAUGCAGUGGAAAAAGUAUAUUUCCCUCUAAUAUAAAUAGAGUCCUACUGCACUUGAAAAUAGAAUGAAUAAGAUGAUAGCUAUUCUUCAGUUAUUUCUGCUCUGAUAUACAUAACCAUAGGCAGCAUAAAGAAGGAAGAAUGACUGCAUUGAAGUCUGAGUGACAGAUGAAUACACAGUGAUUAAAAAAGCAUUUAAAAGACAAAGUCACAUCAGUAACUUUAUUUGAUUAGAAUUUGCCCAAAGGCAAAGGUUUGCAGCCAGAUAAAAUCCUGUGUGACAAUCAGUUUCGCGAACUUAUGAGCUUAUGGGAGAUGCUGUAAGCUGCAGCAGUUUUUUCUCUUAGUGUAUGCAGUUAUGUAUGAGAAACCUCAGAAGUUUGGAGGUAGAAGGUUUCUUUCCAAUGGAGCCAAUUUUUAAAAGGAUUUCCAGUGUUUUGACAUCAUUUUUGUCCCAACUUGUGGCACAGACACUAUAAACCAUGAAAUUAUUUGUGGAAUAAAGGAUUCUGGCCAGUUUUGAUUUGAGACUGCAGGCACAGAGAGGGAUCACAGCAUCCCUAACCCACGUCAGUGCAAUGGCUCCUUCUUUGUUAGCAAAUAUUGAGAGGUUUAUUCAAGUUAUGGCAGAUAGGACUAGGUUUAAUAGAGUGUGGAUGAGAGCAGACAGGACCCUUUAUCAACAGAAAAUCCUAACAACGGUAGGAUAUACAAGCCUAAAUUUGUCCUACUUGGUAGAUUAAUGAGACUGAGCUUCCUAGCCAAUUCCAUGUACACACAAGCCCAGAAGGAGGAAAGCAUCUUAUUCUUCCAAAUUAAAACAGAGAUUGAGAUACUCAUAGCUAAGCCUAAGAGAGUGGGAGCUUCUCACAGAAAGAGCCUCUGUUUAAAAUGGGUUGUUGCAAAAGAGGAAUACAAUAGAAGAGUGUAACUAAUCCCAGAGGUAUUAACUGCAAUCACAACUAGCCUGUGGUCAUGUUAAUAAGCUUUAGCACAUGCACAGUGCUUUACAUUUUUAAAGUGCCACACAAGCAAUACUUACCUAGAGUGAUAAUUAGUAUUGUGGCUUCUCGACAGCCCGUGUCAUGUCAGUGGGUUUGUUUUGCUUUGCAUUAAUGUUUAAUGGGCUGAUAACAGCUUCUUCCCCCUGCUCUCCUCUCAGUUUUAUCAUCUUCUCUCCUAAACAAAUCUUUGACAAUAACUUGAAAAUUCUAUCUAGUUUCAGCCUUCUGCUUUCUCGCCACCCUUCAUUCUCUCCUGGUCAUUUAUUUUGGUGCAGGAUUGCCCCCAGCUUUCCAAAUCUCGGCUGACUGAAAAAACACAGACAACCCAUGCAUCGAAAGGGCCAGGGAUGAAGGGCCGUUCAGCUUCUCUUACCCUUUCAUGUACAAAUUUGCUAUUUCAUUCUUUCCAGCUAUUUCCAAGAGUUCCAAGAGUCAUUUGCCAUCAGGAAAAUGUGUGGCGGUCUUGGGAAUAUUUGGCUGUCACAAAACAGUGCUGCUCAAUUAUGGCACUGUAUGCAGAAGCAUAGAGCUCAUUUUGUACCAGAGAGUCAUGCUAACUACGGUAAUGUGACAAGUAGCUCACAUGUGAUUCUGUUUUUCUUAUAUAUUGUGACAUAAUAGGUCUGCAUUUACAUCCUACUUACACAAUUGCCUGCUCGCCUGAUUUCUGUGGUCCUUCAGAAUAUGCUUUUGAUUACUGUUGGGUGCAGUUUAUUAGUGUGACACCCAUGAUGUUGUUGCAGAUUCAUUCUCAUGCUUGAGAACACCCAGUUUGUCUGUGUAGUUUUAAAACAAAACUUGGGGUCUUAUCACUUUCGAAGCCUGUAUUUAAAGGCCAGAUUUUUCAAUGCAAUUGGGUUGCAAUUUAGCCUUCUGAAUUUUCAAAUCAGCCUGUCAUCUGCUACCAAGUCCACUUCCUGGAAAAAUCUGAUCAGCUGUUAGGAAACCAACAAUCAUUUUCAUUUUGUGACAAGUAGGAGGGCCUGGACAUUUAGUUGAUGUCCAGGCAUAAACCUCACCUCUCACUAACCAUCCACCAGAAAUAUUUGGUGCUGUGAAAGAAAACUGGACCACCUACCUCCAGAUAGACCACCCAAGGCAUGACCAGAGUUGCUAGCAAGAGAUCUGCCACUGCCAGACUGACGAUCAGGUAAUUAGUGGUAGUCUGAAGGGCUUUUUCCCUGGACACAGCCAUACACACCAGCACAUUGCCAAAAACUAUAACAAAGAUGAGGAGGGUGAGCAACAUGGCAUAGUAGUUGUACUGAGGCUUCUGGUCUGCAUCGGACUCGUUGAGUGGCUUGCUCCAGUUCCUGUUGCCGAUGUCACCAUUGUACCAGGAGAGGUUUAGUGGAUCCAUGAAGGUGAAAGUGCCACGUUCCAGCUGCACCCUGUCACAGAGAAGAUGUCAAGAAGACAGUCAGAGGCCAAAAAUCUAAAAAAUAAAAUCAUCAUGAAUAUGCUACCUUAUAUAGAGUCUUGUUGCCAACACGUAAGCUAGUAUGCCCUGCAAAGAUUGCAAUAUUUAAUGGCCUAAAGGGGAAAGUAUGGGACCAGGUCUGGAACUGUAGGUGGUGUCGCGAGCAAGCUGAUGUUAGCUGAUCUGCCUGUGCCUCAGUGACUCUGUGUCUGAAGAAAAUGAAACACCCCUUCCAGAGUGCUGAAAUAGUGCAGCUCAGAAUACAGACAGACAUUUCUCCUGCAAUAGCUGAAAAUGAUGCUUUGCAAUUUCAGAGAGAUAAUUCAGAGAAACUUUUACAGAGGAUGAUAUAACUCAAGCUUUAAAAAUCUUUUUAAAGGGGUAAAAUUGACACAUAAAUAUUCUGAGAACUUUUCUCUUUUGUCAUAGUGUCUAUCCCAAUUCCAAAUGAAAAAUAUGGAAUUGCUUAAUUUGCAUAGUUUUUUUUUUUUUUUUAAAGCAAAUAGCAAGCAGAUUAUAAAACAUCUUGAUCCCAGGCUCUGUGGAACCAUCUCUGGGUGUAUGUGUGCACACACACAGAGGCACAAAAGUAUGUGUUUAUGGAUGAUGGGUUGUAUUUCCUCUCUCAAUGGACCUGCUUACAUGCCUAAAUCUCACAUUCAUGCAAAUGACAGAAAAGCUUCAUUAUUUACUGCUUCUUUAGUGACUAGUGCUGGCUUUUCUGAGAUGCUGAGCAGUCUCAAGUGACUCUCUGUACCUAGUAUCUGAUGUCCUUUGAUUCUCCCUGAGUUUUCUUCUGUAGCCAGUUCCUGCACACCUACAUGGGCAUAUUAUUCUGGAUGGGUUCGUCAGCAAAAGUACAGCAAUUUGACAGUACCAAAUGGAAAUUCCCCUUGCAUCCCUGUGUGAUGCUGGUUUAAAGUUUUGCUUUAGCAAAGGCUACAUAUGGAUGCAGGGCAUUUUAAAACAUACUAUUUAAAGUUCCUCUAAUUUAGCCCUCUUUCUGCAGGAAAAGCUUCAGACAGUAUCAGUACAAAAUCCAAGAGGAGAUAAGCAAAUAUAUUUAUUUUAGAGAGGAUAAUCUUUACACAUCUAAUAAAAGCCUAGGUUUCAGUCAGAUUUUUGACAUGUUCCCGAUUUCUGGAUGCAAGCAUAUAAUCCUUCCAAUCCACUCAAUAGCACUCUCAGUGGGAUCAAAAGGCACCUUCAUGCUAUUUUAGUCCGACGUUAGAUAAGGCCUAGUUGACUGGCAUCCCACCACACACACCAUAAUCCUGUUUUCCAACUUAUAUCCUGCUGUCUCUGGCUGAAGCCCAUACAAUGGCCUUGUGAACUACAAAAGCCACUGGGAGGUCUUAGCAGAAGCACGGAGUCUUGCAGGAGGCAGGAUGCCUCUGUUUUAGGGCAACAGGUUUUGCCAAGCGAGGUGGCUUCUUGUGUUUCUCUUCAGGACAGGACGAGGCACUUCCCACUGUGAUUUCCCUGCAGGGUCAUCAGCAAAGACAGUGAUGCUCAUAUCCUGAAAAGCCCUCCCAGGCAGUGCAGCUACCGGGCAGAGACAAGCUGCUCCCACAGUUAUGAUGUAUCUUGUUUUGUUUCUCUUGUUUAUUGCUGUUACUGUAUUGGGUAUUAGCUAGUGUCUAGAUAUUUUCAUGGGGACAUGGAAAAUUCUAGGCCGUCUCCUUUAUCACUGACCUGCUGCUUUGGUCACAUUUUGAAAAACUGGGCUGGAUUCAUUGCUAUGGUUUUCUUAUUGAUUUUACAGUUCUGUAAUCAUUUAAAUCAAUACAGAUGCAUUGGAGGAAGAUUGUUAUCUGUUAAGCAAUUACUGUUGAAAUGGAUUGCUACUGAAAGUAGUUGCUUCUAGCUCAAUAAAUCAUAUCAAGUUUUGACCUAAUGUGCCCAUUCUUUCUUCUGUGUACGUCUGCAUUUUGAAAUUUGCCUUUUUUAAAGGAAAUAAAAGUAUCAGCACAGAG
This is a messenger RNA of Dromaius novaehollandiae (emu), 40572 nucleotides long. RefSeq names its product tetratricopeptide repeat domain 12 (gene TTC12). NCBI's taxonomy places the organism in Eukaryota, Metazoa, Chordata, Aves, Casuariiformes, Dromaiidae. The transcript is spliced from 24 exons. Gene Ontology annotation, cellular component: cytoplasm; centrosome. Gene Ontology annotation, biological process: sperm axoneme assembly; axonemal dynein complex assembly. Bases 132 to 7136 code for a protein of 2334 amino acids. Gene Ontology annotation, molecular function: protein binding. The record is from RefSeq and is a predicted model, not a curated record.